AUGACAGAUCCAUAUGCAUGUCUUAGAGCAUCUUCGAUAUGUGUUGCUGGUUGGAGUAUUUUAUUUUGUUUAAUUCAAUAUGGUGUUCUUGGAUGGCAAGUAAGUUAUGUAAGAGGAUUAACAUGGGAAUAUGAAAAUAGACAAGUUCCAUUUAAUCAUGGUUUGGAUGGUUUUGCUGCACGUUUUCCUGGACUUUAUGCUUUGUAUACAGAAACACCUGAAAGAAGACGUGUUAAUGCAUUAUUUACAAUUGUCGUAAUAUGUCUUGGUCUCAAUUUUAUUCAUAUUUUUGCUUCUAUUUCAUUACUUUAUGGAACUAUUAAAAGAUGUCCUGCUGCUAUAUGGCCAUGGUUUUGUUCUGUUAUACCAAAUAUAAUGCUGACAACUGCUUAUGCUGUAUUGUGGUGGUCAGGUGAUGUAUUUAAUGAACAGCUAACAAUGAGUGUUGCUGAGUUCGUAAUGUCAAUAGGUAUAAAUUCAAUUUGUUUUGCUAUUGUUCUUUUUUAUUACUUUCGAAUAGCUGGUACAUUUACUUCAGCAAUUCCAGCUGGUUUUGAAUCUAGACCAGAAUCUAGACAUUUUUCAAGACCACCAUCACAAAAAGGUUAUCGAAAACAUGAUCCACAUUAUAGAUCUUCAUCAAAAGAACGUCCAUUUUUUGCUGAUUGGCAACUUAAUGAUGGUCAAAGACAAGAAUAUCCUAAAGGAUCUGUACCACCAUGGAGAACACAAUGGGAUUCAGAACCACCAAAACCAUUUAUUAGACAAUAUAGAGAUAGUAAAAGAAAAUAUGAAAGACAACAAUCAAGAUCUAAAGAACGAGCUAGAAAUAAAAGUUUAUCUCCAACAAGACCACAAAGUCGUCCCCAAUCAAGAGCGCAUUACAAAUGUAUUCCAUUAGCUUAUCAUCCUGAUGAAUUACAAAGAAUGAGAAGUAAAAGUGCAAGUCAAUUGUAUCGAGGACAUUACCAAAGGCAAACAGAUAUCUAA
Messenger RNA from Strongyloides ratti, 990 nucleotides. RefSeq lists its product as hypothetical. NCBI's taxonomy places the organism in Eukaryota, Metazoa, Nematoda, Chromadorea, Rhabditida, Strongyloididae. The record is from RefSeq and is a predicted model, not a curated record. The coding region runs from base 1 to 990 and encodes 329 amino acids. The transcript is spliced from 4 exons.